AUGGCUUCGCCAGUUCCGCAUACAAAUACGGCCAGGGCUCCGUUGGCCGAACUCCCGCUCCACCAAUUCGUAUCGCAGUCUCUUGCUGGUUCGCCGACAUCCAACUCCGAGAAACUGCUCAAGACUCCCUCGCGCUCGCGAUCCCGCUCGCCAUCUCUGUCGCGCAGCCGCAGAGGCUCCCUAUCCGUCUCGCCCCACAAGCAAGCCGUGCUGCAGAACCAUCGGCUCGUUCGCGAAGGCUCGGUCGCGUCGCCAUCGAGCUCGUCCAAUCCAUCCGAACCGAUGGCAGACACAGACGUGUCACUUCGACCUCGCCGUCUUUUUGAGGCUUCCGGACAGGCCGGUCUCGACCUCGAGGCCAGCCCGGCCUUAGCGGCGGCCACCUUUGCAGGAUCGCGAUUUUCGCCUCGCAACGUCGGAAAUCUGGUGCAUCACUCUCCCGGCCGCCCGUCGACUCCAAAGGGCGCCUCGACGACACCGCUCAACACGAGGCACCAUCGUCCUCCUCACACGUCGGGUCCGAAGCCGGCCAAGUUUGUCGAGCCAAGCCCCACAACGCAACGCAUGUCCGAGCCCAGGCCGCCCGCCACUCGCCGACGCGACCAGGACGCGGCAGCUGCCACCUCCACGCCUUCCCGCACGCGCACGCAUCAAUUGAGCGCCGCGGCCGAGACACAGACAGGGAUGGCCGCGACAGGUGCCACGACUCCUCUCGAAGACCCGAUGCAAGCAGCGUCGAGCGCGGUUCUGCAGAGCUUGCCCAAGAAGAAGCACCGGGUUUCGCGCACCGAGGUCGCCAUCGCACACGAAGAGGCGGGUGCGGGCCCCAUCGCGAGCCCCAGCCCGCGCAAGAUGACCGACUACUUUUCGCCGUCGCAAGCCGAGUCGGGCGAUUCCGUAUCGGGGCUCGCCCUCAGCCGUCCUCGGGCCGACUCGAUCACGCUCGACGCGGCGGCCGUUGCGUCGCUUCCGAGUCUGGCUGAACUAAGCGCCAAGGCGUCCGCGAAUGGUUCGGCGCUGGCGCAGUCGGGCCUCUUCCUCGGCGUCGUCGCACGUCCGCUGCCAGGAUGGACGGUGUACGAAGACCCGAGUCCGGACACGCUGGCGAGCGAAGACACGGCGCCGUCUCAGGACCAUGGUGCGAGCAGCGCCGCAUCAAGCCCGAUGUCGAGUCCGGCUCGCAACGUGCCAUCCACGCCGAACAAGGAGAACCGGCGGCCGGAUGCGGGCCUGCUGGCGUCCAUGGUGGUGCCCAUGGCGCUGCCGGAGCGCGCGUACAGUGUGGAUAUCCUGCCGGCCAAGACGGGCGCUGCGUCGAGGAAGCGAGGCACCGGCGGCCGUUUGAGUCUGCUGGCCGACGCCGAGGAUGGCGAUGCGGCCAAAGAAUUGCUGCAGCAGGGUGGCGAGGAUGGCGAUUCGGCAGUGGUUGGAUCGGGCAAGAAGCCCAAAUCCAGAGGUCACACUGGCACACCUGCGUCGGGCAUUCGCAAGGCCUCGGCGCACCAGCGCAAAGCUUCGGCCGGUAGCCGCAAGGCGUCGAGCACGCACGGAGUGGAUGCGGCUGUAUCGGUGGAUGCGGUUGCCUCGCGAACCCGAUCGCGCACGCGUGCCUGA
This is a messenger RNA of Moesziomyces antarcticus, 1614 nucleotides long. RefSeq lists its product as uncharacterized. The record is from RefSeq and is a predicted model, not a curated record. Lineage: Eukaryota; Fungi; Basidiomycota; Ustilaginomycetes; Ustilaginales; Ustilaginaceae. Bases 1 to 1614 code for a protein of 537 amino acids. The transcript has a single exon.